Messenger RNA from Polyodon spathula (Mississippi paddlefish), 1576 nucleotides. It is a transcript of the gene prmt1, whose product is annotated as protein arginine methyltransferase 1. The coding region runs from base 162 to 1211 and encodes 349 amino acids. The record is from RefSeq and is a predicted model, not a curated record. Gene Ontology annotation, molecular function: protein-arginine N-methyltransferase activity. Gene Ontology annotation, cellular component: nucleus. The transcript has 10 exons. NCBI's taxonomy places the organism in Eukaryota, Metazoa, Chordata, Actinopteri, Acipenseriformes, Polyodontidae.
CGGGGCGCUGCGGCCUGACCCUAUCCGCGCUGCCCUCUCCUCCUGUGGGCGGGGUCCGGGGGCGCCUAUCGUCCUAUCAGGAGGCGCGGUUCGCGGGGCGGGCGGGGCCGGGCCGGUGUAAGGUCAGCGUGGCGCUGCUGCAGGAGAGGCAGAGUCGCGAAAUGGCGGAAAGCGCGGUGAUGGAGGUGUCGUGCAGCGCUGCGGAAAGCUCCGUGAAGCCCCAAGCAGAGGAGAUGACGUCUAAGGAUUAUUACUUUGACUCGUACGCUCACUUCGGCAUCCACGAGGAGAUGCUGAAGGACGAGGUUCGGACGCUCACCUACAGGAACUCCAUGUUCCACAACAAGCAUCUCUUCAAGGACAAGGUGGUCCUGGACGUGGGCAGCGGCACAGGGAUCCUGUGCAUGUUCGCUGCUAAAGCAGGAGCCAAGAAAGUGAUUGGGAUCGAGUGUUCCAGUAUUUCUGACUACGCUGUGAAAAUCGUCAAGGCCAACAAACUGGAUCACAUCGUGUCUAUAAUCAAGGGGAAGGUGGAGGAGGUCACUCUGCCAGUGGAGAAGGUGGAUAUCAUCAUCUCCGAGUGGAUGGGAUACUGUCUGUUUUACGAGUCCAUGCUGAACACAGUCAUCUACGCCCGGGACAAGUGGCUGAAACCAGAUGGUCUGAUUUUCCCCGACAGAGCGACUCUGUACGUGACGGCCAUUGAAGACAGACAAUACAAGGAAUACAAAAUCCACUGGUGGGAGAACGUCUAUGGGUUUGACAUGUCCUGCAUUAAAGAGGUCGCAAUCAAGGAGCCGCUGGUGGACGUCGUGGACCCGAAGCAGCUGGUCUCGAGCGCCUGUCUGAUCAAGGAGGUUGAUAUCUACACAGUGAAGAUUGAAGACCUGUCCUUCUCCUCUCCUUUCUGCCUGCAAGUGAAGAGGAAUGACUACACCCACGCGCUGGUCACCUACUUCAACAUUGAGUUCACUCGCUGUCACAAGAGAACUGGCUUCUCCACCAGCCCCGAGUCUCCCUACACUCACUGGAAGCAGACUGUGUUCUACCUGGACGAUUACCUCACCGUGAAGACCGGAGAGGAGAUCCUGGGAACCAUCUCCAUGAAGCCCAACGCCAAGAACAAUCGUGAUCUUGACUUCUCCAUUGAUAUCGAUUUCAAAGGGCAGCUCUGCGAGAUUUCCAAGACCUGUGAGUACCGAAUGCGCUAGAAAACGAUUCAUCCGUCAAUCAAACAUUACCAGCGAGUCCAGCUGCAUCACCCCCCCCCCCGGGUCUCCACAGCAACGCCACCGCCUCGUCCCGUCACCACGGCAACCGCCCUGCCCACUGCUGGAAGCAGCUGUUUUUCUGUUCUGCCCUGUUUUGUUUACUUCCUGUGUUGUGAGUUUCCACGGAAAGGCAACGCUUCUCCUGACCAUACGUUUUUAUACCCGAGGUGUUAUUAUGGUCUGUAAUUCUUGUUUUUUCUGAGAUCUAUUAAAGUAAAGGAGACUGAGGCUCAAGAUUUUAGCCUGGUUUGUGGGGGAGGGGUUUGUGUUUUAAUAAAUUAAAAUGGGAUGUUUUUCAAACUGAA